AUGUUUAGCCUUCUUCAUUUGGGAAAAGGAACAAUCGAGUACAAUGAAGACAUUAGUAAAUCUGGACACAUUUGUGUGAGUUGGAAUGGUGAUCCACGAGCUUUGGUGAAUAGCUGGAUUCAGCUUAGGAUUCCUCUAAGCUUGAGAGAUAGAGACGAUGAGUUUCUCAUAUUCUUGGUGAAAAAUCAUAUCAGGCCGAUACACAUUUUAGAAAGUUUUAGUUACCGGAUUAAAUGA
Molecule: messenger RNA, 237 nt
Organism: Arabis nemorensis
Lineage: Eukaryota; Viridiplantae; Streptophyta; Magnoliopsida; Brassicales; Brassicaceae
Source: the annotation of a GenBank genome assembly